Molecule: messenger RNA, 472 nt
Organism: Sebastes umbrosus (honeycomb rockfish)
Lineage: Eukaryota; Metazoa; Chordata; Actinopteri; Perciformes; Sebastidae
Product: alanine aminotransferase 2-like
Exons: 4
Coding region: 41-451 (136 amino acids)
Biological process (GO): biosynthetic process
Molecular function (GO): L-alanine:2-oxoglutarate transaminase activity; pyridoxal phosphate binding
Source: RefSeq, a predicted model, not a curated record
CUCCUGUGCACCUGUGUUGGGUCAGUUUGCCCUGGAUCUGAUGAUGAACCCUCCACAACCAGGAGAUCCCUCAUACCCACUUUAUUGUGUGGAGACACAACACAUCAGAACCACGCUGGUUAAGAAUGUAAAGAGAGUCUUUGAGGUAGUAAACAGUCUGCCGGGUUUCUGCAGCCAGCCAGUGGAAGGAGGAGCAUUUGCGUUCCCCAGACUGCAUCUUCCACCUAAAGCCAUUCAGAAAGCCAAGGAAAUGGGAAUGCAUCCAGAUGAUUUCUACUGUAUCAGACUACUGGAGGAGGCCGGUGUGUUUGUCAGUCCUGGUAGUCAGUACGGACAAAAGGAGGGCACGCACCACAUCAGAUUUUGCAUUAUGACCCCCGAGGACACAAUGGAAGAAUUACUGAGGCGUCUGACCAGCUUUCAAACCCAGUUCAUGAAGGAUUUUUCUUAAACAAGGAUACUAAGAAAAACA